GCACAGUCAACAACUGCCUCUCAUUUGCGCCACUCUUCUCUGAACGCUGAACUCUGAAAGAUGCACGGAUACCGAACCUACAACAUGGAGAGCCACCAUGCCCACCACGACGACAGGAGCGUGGACCAGAAGCCGCUGGUCGUGGACCUCAUGGCCAACCAGUAUGGAAAGCCCCAGACUCCUCCACCCUCGCCAAAUGAAUGCCUAUCCAGUCCGGACAACUCUUUGAAUGGCAGCCGUGGCUCUGAGAUUCCCGCUGACCCCUCUGUCCGUCGCUACCGCACCGCCUUCACCCGUGACCAGCUGGGCCGCCUGGAGAAGGAGUUCUACAAGGAGAACUACGUCUCCCGCCCCCGCCGCUGCGAACUGGCCGCCCAGCUGAACCUGCCCGAGAGCACCAUCAAGGUGUGGUUCCAGAACCGCCGCAUGAAGGACAAGCGCCAGCGCAUCGCCGUCGCCUGGCCCUAUGCCGCCGUCUACUCCGACCCCGCCUUCGCCGCCUCCAUCCUCCAGGCGGCGGCCAACAGCGUGGGCAUGCCCUAUCCGCCCUACGCCCCAGCGGCCGCUGCUGCUGCUGCCGCCGCCGCCGCCGUGGCCACCAAUCCGAUGAUGGCCCAGGGAAUGCCGCCCAUGUCCAUGCCCCAGAUGCAGGCCAUGCAGAUGCCCGGACACUCGGCGCACCCCGCUCCCUACGGACAGUACCGCUACACGCCCUACCACAUCCCCGCCCGCCCAGCUCCGCCCCACCAUCCCGCUGGCCCUCAUAUGCACCCGCACAUGAUGGGAACCAGCGCAUCGGGCUCCUCGUACUCCGCUGGAAACGCCGCUGGUCUCUUAAGCGCCCUGCCCUCCGGCUCCUGCUACCCUGGAUUGGCCGUCGGUGUGGGUCUGCCCAAGACACAGACGCCCCCGCUGGACCUGCAGUCCUCCUCAUCGCCGCACUCCUCCACGCUGUCGCUCUCGCCAGUGGGAUCCGAUCACGCCAAGGUGUUUGACCGCAGUCCAGUGGCUGCUGCCUCCUCCGGCCGCCCCCUGACCACCACCAGCCCCCUGCCCGCCCCCGGCCUGCUGAUGCCCAGCGGAAAGCGGCCCGCCUCCGACAUGUCGCCGCCGCCCGCGACCACCGUGAUUGCGGAGCCCAAGCCGAAGCUCUUCAAGCCCUACAAGACUGAGGCGUAAUACUCGAAAUCCAGAUCCCCCAAAAGAUUGUACAAACUAGGCUUAGUCACCCUAUUUAUUCCCGAAGAUUGUACCAUACUGUAGAUCUAAGUAGCUAAUCGUAGUC
Molecule: messenger RNA, 1285 nt
Organism: Drosophila takahashii
Lineage: Eukaryota; Metazoa; Arthropoda; Insecta; Diptera; Drosophilidae
Gene: eve
Product: even skipped
Biological process (GO): regulation of transcription by RNA polymerase II
Cellular component (GO): nucleus
Molecular function (GO): RNA polymerase II cis-regulatory region sequence-specific DNA binding; DNA-binding transcription factor activity, RNA polymerase II-specific
Source: RefSeq, a predicted model, not a curated record